GUUUUAUAUGUUGCAAAAGAAGUCCACGUCUAAAUUGGUUUCUCUGUAUACAUCCGCUACGGAAGGGUUGAACGCCAUCAACAGACAUCUCUAAUUCAUCAACAGUUGUGACAAACAUAGCAAAGCCGUAAUGAAUUUGACGAAGUGGAAUGAUUUCAAACACAAAUAUUCUAGUCGAGCAACUGGGGUCAUAGCGAUCACAUCAUAGACGCGGGCUACCGCCGUCAAUCGCGUAAUGCCUUUACUGGGCAUUUAUACAUAGAUAUAUAAUUUCAAAAUAAAACUGGAGGAAUAUCAUUCAAGUCUAAAUAUUCUGGAACCCGUCUUUUUACUCGAACAAUAAAACAUUAUUAAAAUGAGUUUGGAAAAAGUGAAACCGUUUACAUCGACAAUAAUCAUAUGGAUUGGACUUGUUGUGUUUUAUAGAAUCGGCAGUGUUCACAGUGGGCAAGUGAGGCGCAUAUGGAUGCAAGACCAUUGUCGUGAUGGAGUUUGUGGCGAUAUUGUAAUUGACCGUACUGACUACGUUAUAAUGUCCCAGACGGCAGUAGAAAAGCACAUCAUACUUACCUUCGUGAAUUCUAGCAUUGCGAAAAUACCUCAUCUCAUGUUUGAUACAUUUCCAAAUCUACAAGUUUUGCGCAUGGAAAACUGUUCAGUGGAUACUUUCGAGAGGCCACAGUUCGAGGGCGCAAGUAAUUUGAUGAAUUUAUUUCUGGGACAUAACCGUCUAAAAGAAAUUCCGCGGAAUACAUUUUUGGGAGCAGAUAAUCUUAAUGUUUUAAUGUUAAACCACAAUCAAUUAACUACAUUGAACAACUAUAGUUUUCACAGUUUGAAGGAACUAAAACAACUCUCCCUUGAUAGUAACAUGAGCGAAUCACUGCCCUCCGGGGUCUUUGUGCCGUUGCGUAAAUUAUUGGAUAUUAAUUUAGCUCGAAACCGAUUGAAAUCACUGCCAAAAGGAAUUUUUGACUCAAAUCUCAAUCUUACGCAUAUUUCCUUAGCAGGAAAUUCCUUAAAAACUUUUAAAUCGGAAAUAUUUUAGUAUCAAUACAGAAUAGCCUCUUUAGACCUUUCCGAUAAUGUUUUACAGGAAUUAACUCUGAACUUCCCCUUACUUGAAUCGGUUUGCGCCAAUAACUGCGAUAUGCGGAAGCUGACCAUUAUGGGUAUUGUCAGGGAAUUGGAACUACGCAACAAUUCACUAAGAGACAUACCACAUAUUCCGAAUGCAUCCAAUGUGACUGCGUUAGAUCUAUCCCACAAUCCUUUGGGUUCUCUGCAAGGUAAUCCAUUUCGACGAUUCUCUGGUUUACUCCGACUGAAUUUAAGCUCUACUGGACUUCACGAUGUGGACGAGGGUGUAUUCAAAAACCAGGCUCACCUCAAAUCGCUCGAUAUUUCAUCAAAUUCUCUUUUUACCCUGAAAAUUACAAUGUUUGACCACUUGAAGGACUUGCAGUACUUUUAUUUUCAGCAAAAUAACUGGAACUGCGAUUUUCUACAGUUGAUCAUGACCUCUUUUGUCAAACGACGCGAUAUAUCCUUUCUGGAGGACUCAAUUGCACCGGAAUUUGUAGAUGACUAUAUUGAUGGGAUGGCUUGCUGGUAUGAAAAUACGAGAAGCUCAAAAAAAUGUGAUGGUAGUCCCCUUACCGAUGUUGCAUUGGAGUUAGCAAUCGUUCGAAACGAUAUAGACCGUAUGAUGGAAGCUAUCGACAGAAAAUUUAUUAAACUCUUCCAGCUUAUGGAGGAAAUGAAACUGAGAUUAUAAUAGUUUAAAACACGACAUUCGUCUAUCGUACAUGUAUGCGUACAUAGACAAACUCAUCAAAUAUUAGCGUACAAAUCUAAUGCGUUAUGGUAUCUUAUUAGCUGAUAUGUCGACGUAAUUAUUUAUUAAUAUAUUUAUCCUUGUAUUCCAAUAAAGUACAGCAAUGCAAUUGCCAAGAGCAAA
Messenger RNA from Musca domestica (house fly), 1960 nucleotides. Its product is annotated as leucine-rich repeat-containing protein 15. The record is from RefSeq and is a predicted model, not a curated record. Gene Ontology annotation, cellular component: plasma membrane. Gene Ontology annotation, molecular function: protein binding. NCBI's taxonomy places the organism in Eukaryota, Metazoa, Arthropoda, Insecta, Diptera, Muscidae.